CAUUCGUUGUAGACUGCAGUUAGUCAUGUACCUUCACCAAGAACAGGUCGAGAUGCCGCCCAAUUUUCAGAGAUGUUAGAGCUGGGUGAAGAUAUAGAUAAUUCAGAAAUGUUAGUACUAGGAUUGUCACUGUAGAUGGUAGAAGGAUCCUAUAUUCAGAGAUGUUAGAGCUAGGUGAAGAUAUAGAUAAUUCUCAUACUGGUUUGCUGCUGUAUGAAAUAAUGAAAAUGAUCACAUCUGUAUUCCUGAUUGACAUGGUUUGGUCGAUCGUGUACGCCGUUCUUUGCACAGACAUACUACUUUUGUACUGAUACUUGAUCAUAUCAAAUGGAUAUGCUUGUAUUGGAAUCCUUCCAUCAUUGUUUACAAUUUUCUAUUUAUCGAAUCCUUCCACCACUGUCCAUAUGGUUGAAUUUCCUGACCCGAAUUUGUUGCUUUUAUCAGUCGGGUCUGUGGAAACGUGCAUGGACUGUAACUGCUGCCAGCACUUUGUGUUCCUUCAAGCCCUAGCUUCAUAACUUGGUAUCUCCAUGUUAUCUAUGAACAUUCAGGGAAUCUAAUUAACCAUGCUCUGUACAAAUGGGUAGUUGUGGAAGAAAUCGACCACUUGGUGUAUAAAUCAUGCUCUGAAUUAUAUUUUUCAGUCCAUUAGUUUCAUCCACUAGUUAGUGAAUCAACCACUUGCUGUUAUGUUUUUUACUUGAACGGUGGCAAUGUUCAUUCAUUGUCUAUUUUCUUAAUGUAGUGUAAUCAUAGUGAUCACAAUUCUUAGCUGCUAAUUAGAAUAAAAUUCGAGCUUGGCCAAAUGAUGGAAGAAAUAAUCUUCAGUUCAGCACCAUGCACUUCCCGUAGAGCAUUUUUUUCCUUUGGAACUUGGGACAGCUAGUACUAUUAGUUAAGUGACCUGUAACUGUUGCUACUCCUACAAAAUUAAUUUGACAGGCACAUCUGACAAUGCAAGUUUUCAUUUCUCAGGUUUACUUAUGUGUUUUUCUUAUCUUCUUUACAGAGCAAGCAACGUCCACCAGAAGAUUUGAGUUGAAAAUUAUUGAUGGGAAUUAUUAUUUUCUUGCUGUGAUUUGUCAAGAUAUUCAGGCUGCGAGAUUUUUCAGCAUUACUUCUGCACCCAUUUCUCGCUUUGCAAAACGUCAGUCUCUGGACAUCAGCAGCCUAAGAAGAUCUUACAGCUUCAAUCAACCUCAGCUCAUAGCCAUGGCAGCCACUCUUGCCAAUGGUGAUUCACACAACAGCCGUCAGAGGAACUACCAGGUUGUUGUUGCCGCUACGCGUGACAUGGGCAUUGGGAAGGAUGGAGUCUUGCCUUGGAGGCUUCCUGGCGACCUUAAGUUCUUCAAGGAGCUUACGCUGACUACGUCUGACCCUGCAAAGAAGAACGCGGUCAUAAUGGGACGGAAAACCUGGGAGAGCAUACCCCUUAAAGCAAGGCCUUUACCUGGUCGUCUGAAUGUCAUAUUGACCCGGUCUGGUAGUUUUGAUUUUGCAACUGCUGAGAAUGUUGUUAUCUGUGGAAGCAUGAACUCUGCCUUGGAACUUCUAGCGUCCACUCCGUAUUGCUUGUCGAUUGAGAAGGUUUUCGUGAUAGGGGGUGGGCAGAUACUGAGGGAUUCACUUAAUGGACCUGCAUGUGAGGCCAUCCAUCUAACUGACAUUCAGUCAAUCAUUGAGUGCGACACCUUCAUUCCUCCAGUUGACUUCUCGGUGUUCCAACCAUGGUGUUCAUCUUUGCCAGUGGUUGAGAGCAACAUUAGGCAUUCUUUUGUGACCUUUGUUCGUGUGAGAACAUCAGUUUCAGAAUCUCAUGACUCGAAUGGCAAGGAAUCAACCGAGCAAGAUACCAAGAGUAGCAAAUUUGAAAUCGAGAACUUCUCUUUUCUCCCUAAGAUGAUAUUUGAGCGCCAUGAAGAGUAUUACUACCUCAACCUUGUUGAUGAUAUUAUAAGGUGUGGUGCUCAGAAAGGUGACAGGACUGGAACAGGAACAUUGUCUAAAUUUGGUUGUCAGAUGCGGUUUAACCUAAGGAAGAGCUUCCCCUUGCUGACAACAAAGAGGGUGUUUUGGCGUGGUGUUCUUGAAGAACUGCUGUGGUUCAUCAGUGGCUCGACAAGUGCAAAGGUUCUGCAGGAAAAGGGUAUUCAUAUAUGGGAUGGCAAUGCGUCAAGAGAAUAUCUUGACAGUGUCGGCUUAGCAAAUAGGGAGGAAGGUGAUUUAGGCCCCGUUUAUGGAUUUCAAUGGCGACACUUUGGUGCUGAAUACACCGACAUGCAUGCUGACUAUACUGGAAAAGGUUUUGAUCAGCUAAUCGAUGUGAUUGACAAGAUCAAGAAUAAUCCUGACGAUCGGCGAAUCAUCAUGUCUGCAUGGAAUCCUUCAGAUCUAAAAAAGAUGGCCCUUCCUCCCUGCCACAUGUUUGCACAAUUUUAUGUUGAGAAUGGGGAGCUAUCAUGCCAGAUGUAUCAACGCUCUGCAGACAUGGGACUUGGUGUUCCUUUCAACAUUGCAUCAUAUUCUCUUCUGACAUGCAUGAUUGCUCAAGUCUGUGGUCUCUCCCCUGGAGAUUUCAUCCAUGUCAUAGGGGACGCCCAUGUGUACAGAACGCAUGUUCGAGCUCUAGAGGAGCAGAUCCAGAAGCUGCCCAAACCGUUCCCAAUUCUGAAGAUAAACCCUUUGAAGAAGGACAUUGAUUCUUUCGUGGCGUCGGACUUCAAGCUGGAUGGCUACGACCCGCACAAGAAGAUAGAGAUGGAGAUGGCGAUAUAGUGGUAGCAGUUGUACUGGUAAGAAGACAUGUAUGGCGUUCUCCGGCAAUUGUACUCGAUUUAGGUCGCGUAUCCAGAGUCUACAGAACUGUCUCCCCUUUUUGUUUGGAGCUCAGUGAUGACUCGAGAAUGUGAGUGAGAGCUGUUUGGGCAGUGCAACGUGUUGGGUUUGUGCUCGGCGAUGAUGGACAUAGCUAUUAAACUCGAAUAUUUAAAGAGAUUCAUCUGUCUGGUAACGAACGAGCUGUAGCUGAAA
Lolium rigidum is the source of this 3033-nucleotide messenger RNA. Its product is annotated as bifunctional dihydrofolate reductase-thymidylate synthase. Gene Ontology annotation, biological process: tetrahydrofolate biosynthetic process; dTMP biosynthetic process; one-carbon metabolic process. Lineage: Eukaryota; Viridiplantae; Streptophyta; Magnoliopsida; Poales; Poaceae. Bases 955 to 2778 code for a protein of 607 amino acids. Gene Ontology annotation, cellular component: mitochondrion; cytosol. The transcript has 11 exons. Gene Ontology annotation, molecular function: dihydrofolate reductase activity; thymidylate synthase activity. The record is from RefSeq and is a predicted model, not a curated record.